This is a messenger RNA of Microdochium trichocladiopsis, 660 nucleotides long. Its product is annotated as cutinase. The record is from RefSeq and is a predicted model, not a curated record. Gene Ontology annotation, molecular function: cutinase activity. The coding region runs from base 1 to 660 and encodes 219 amino acids. NCBI's taxonomy places the organism in Eukaryota, Fungi, Ascomycota, Sordariomycetes, Xylariales, Microdochiaceae. The transcript has 2 exons. Gene Ontology annotation, cellular component: extracellular region. Gene Ontology annotation, biological process: carbohydrate catabolic process.
AUGAAGACCUUCAUCUCCAUUCUCGCCGCGGCCUCGGCUGUUGUUGCUUCGCCUGUCGGACUUGCCAACCGUCAGCUCGGCGGUACUCGCACCACAGUCAACGAGUUCACGACCGGCGGCUGCCGGGACAUCAUCUUCCUCUUUGCUCGCGGUUCGACCGAGAUUGGCAACAUGGGCACUGUCUGUGGCCCGCCCACAUCCGAUGGACUCAAGGCGGCUUUCGGUAACGAUGCCGUCGCGACCGAAGGCAUCGACUACGCGGCGUUGCUGUCGACCAACGCGCUGCCGGGCGGCGCCGACCCCGCGGGCAUCCGGGAGAUGAGCGACCUGCUGGUGCAGGCGAACCAGAAGUGCCCAGACUCGAAGCUCGUCGUGGCGGGCUACAGCCAGGGCGCCGCGCUGGUGCACCGCGCCGUCGAGGACCAGAGCGACGCCGUCAAGGCCCAGAUUGUCGCGGCCGUCACGUACGGCGACACGCAGAACGUCCAGGACCGCGGGCAGAUCCCCAACUUCCCCAAGGACAAGACCAAGGUCAUCUGCAACACGGGCGACCUCGUGUGCUCGGGCACCCUGAUCAUUGCUGCGCCGCACCUGACCUAUGGCCGCCGGGUUGAUGAGGCGGUCGACUUUAUGGUGUCCAAGCUCAACGCUGCGGCUUGA